Torulaspora globosa is the source of this 1374-nucleotide messenger RNA. It is a transcript of the gene IBA57, whose product is annotated as Iba57p. NCBI's taxonomy places the organism in Eukaryota, Fungi, Ascomycota, Saccharomycetes, Saccharomycetales, Saccharomycetaceae. The coding region runs from base 1 to 1374 and encodes 457 amino acids. The transcript has a single exon. The record is from RefSeq and is a predicted model, not a curated record. Gene Ontology annotation, molecular function: protein binding. Gene Ontology annotation, cellular component: mitochondrial matrix.
AUGACUGUAUGGCGCAAAUGUUUAUCGUUAGGUGCUAGGUAUUUAUCGACUUCAGCUGAGAGCAGCAGGGGCCUGAUACAGUACAGCCGGACUACUGAUAAGUCAUACAUCAGGAUUCGCGGUCCUGACUCGCCAAAGUUUCUGAAUGGGCUUCUAACUUCAAAAAUCGUACCGUUUUUCACCAAGAAGAACCUUACUACCAUAAAUCCUGAUCAGGGCCAAGAUCCUAACGCUAACACGGUUCCACAAUUUGAUGAGACGGGGCGUAAUUGGGGUAUCUACAAUGAACUGAGCUAUAAUGGAUCUUACAUAUCGCGUUUUGGUCAGUACUCCGGCAUACUUAACAGUAAGGGAAAACUUGUUACGGAUACAAUUGUAUAUCCCGUGCCGCUCACCUGCCUAACUCAACGGUCAGAAAGGUAUCCCGAGUAUUUAUUGGAGUUUGAUACUUCCAUCGUGGAUCACAUCUUAAACCUAUUUCAGAUUCAUAAGUUGACGAGCAAAGUGAGAAUCAUGAAGACUGAAGAUCUCAUCUCCUGGGACCUUAGUAUCAGACUUCCAUCGGAAUCUCAGAACCCGUGGAUAGCAAAUUUGCUAGACCCCAGCACAAUGACCAAAACACCUGAAGAAGCUUUAUUUUUUGCCAAAAGUGUCGGAUCUGCCCUAUUUAACGGGAACGAGAGCUCAGUCGUCGCUCUUUACAUUGAGAGACGUACCGAUGAGAUCUUGGAAACCCACGGCAGUGCCGCCCAAUGCUUUCGAGUGGUAACAGAUUCUGAUGUGCCGGAUAUCUCACAGAUACUGAACCCCGUGGGGCUUCCUUUCUCUUUCACCGUCGAAAAGAAAGAGCCUUCUUAUUUCAGAAAACUCAGAUUUGAAGCCGGCUAUGUAGACAGUGCUAGGGACUUCAAGCCCGAAACUUUAUUACCUCUGGAGCUAAACUUCGACUAUCUGCCGAACGCAGUGAGCGCGGAUAAGGGUUGCUAUGUUGGUCAAGAGCUGACAGCAAGAACCUUCGCCACAGGGAUUUUACGCAAACGUCUGGUACCCGUCACGCUGACAAACUCUAAUGAACUCUCUCUGCUGAGCGACGAUAAAAGAUAUCCCGAAAUUCUGAUAGAUUCAAAGCAUGAUAAUAACUCAUUGGCCUCUGUUAGCACGCCAUUCGGUGCGACACCGAGCAAACCACGCCGCUCAAGACCUGCGGGCUCGUUAAUCGCAUAUGAAGGCGACAAGGGCGUCGCCUUGCUAAGAAUCGAGCACUUUAAAAAAGCCUUUGAGGGCGAUCAAGAAGAGAAAUUAUUCCACGUAAAAGUAGACGGGAAGAUCGUCGAAAUAAACCCUAGAAAGCCGUUCUGGCUCGAGGGGAACUAG